Perkinsus marinus ATCC 50983 is the source of this 489-nucleotide messenger RNA. RefSeq lists its product as hypothetical. The transcript has 5 exons. Bases 1 to 489 code for a protein of 162 amino acids. NCBI's taxonomy places the organism in Eukaryota, Perkinsozoa, Perkinsida, Perkinsidae. The record is from RefSeq and is a predicted model, not a curated record.
AUGAAUAUCACUGACAUUGACGAUAAGAUCAUCUUAAAGGCGCGAAAGGGCGAGCUUGUUCGACAAUACUCCAGUAGCCAUCACAGCCUUGAGAAGGUCAAGGCAGACUGUGGAGUCGUAGUGGAGAGGAAUGUACAGAAGGCCCAUCAAAAGUUGACUGAAAUGAAGGCUGAGAAUAUCGAUCCCUCUUCCCGAGAAUUCGAGGAGCAUGCAACUCUUGUGGCCCAACAGGAAAUGAAAGUUGAGCAGGCCGAAGCUCUCAAGCUCAAAUUCGACACGCUUUCGGCAUCUCCUUCCACUGACGGUCAGCGUUUCAUCACUCUCUGCCGAGAUCUCCUCGCUGACUGGCUUGAUGAGCAGUUCGGGGCUACUAUCGAGGAUAAGGAGAUAUUCUACGCUCAUGCUAGGAAGUAUGAGAAGGAGUUCCUUGAAGACUGCGAGUCGUUGGGUAUAAGAGAGCCAACGGUCAUGACUCGCAUUACAGAGUGA